Messenger RNA from Mya arenaria, 2386 nucleotides. RefSeq names its product nonsense-mediated mRNA decay factor SMG9-like. Bases 76 to 1467 code for a protein of 463 amino acids. The transcript is spliced from 12 exons. Gene Ontology annotation, biological process: nuclear-transcribed mRNA catabolic process, nonsense-mediated decay. The record is from RefSeq and is a predicted model, not a curated record. Lineage: Eukaryota; Metazoa; Mollusca; Bivalvia; Myida; Myidae.
UUUCGUACUCAAAUUAUCAGAAAUUGCACUGUGGCUAGCAGUGAGACAGAAAGUAUUCAAAAGAGACACGUGAUCAUGUCAGACAUUGCAGAUCGUGGGCGCGGCGGUGGAAGGCGUCGAAGGCCCCGUGGAGGACUGACAGGACCGAUGAGAAAGGACAGAGACUAUGAUAUGGAUACAACACCAACCCGGCCAAUCAUUCUUGCAAAACAUGAAGAUCGUGAAAUGUCCAGUCAGAUGUCACGGGAGAGUCGGGGCUCCAGCUCCACUUCACCUGCAUCAACGUCUCGCCACCCUGAGAAGCCAGUGACUGUUCUAAAGUCUCGUGAGGAGGGGCAGCGACCUAUUACCUCUGGUGUCUCCCUUCCAAGUAUUCCAGUGAGCACCCUGCAGGGGGAAACCCCGCCCCAGCCCACUUUCCUCCAUAGAACCAUAGAAGGAAGUAAUAAACUAUCUGGACCACAGGAGAUGUCUAGGUGCCUGAAGCUGAUAGAUGAGCAUAACCAAUGGUGCGAACAGGCAAGCGAGACAUUGCUGGAGCAGACAGACUUCCUUGUGGUUGGUGUAGUUGGGUUGCAGGGAUCUGGCAAGUCCACUAUUCUCUCCUUGCUGGCUGGCAACACAGACACUGAUCCAUCCAGAAACUACAUAUUUCCUGCUCAGACAAGGGAGGUAAGGGAGGAGUGUGGUCACAUGACCAAUGGCAUUGACAUCCAUGUCACUUCACAGAGGGUCAUUCUUCUUGAUUCACAGCCAUUACUAAGUGCUUCAGUGUUGGACCAAUUAAUUCACAAUGAGAAGAAAAUCCCACCAGAGUACAACUUUGCAGAGAAUUAUGCUGAAAUACAGAGCAUGCAGCAUGUGUCAUUCCUGUUGACGGUAUGUAAUGUUGUGUUGGUGGUGCAGGACUGGUUCACAGACAUGGCCCUACUCCGCUUCCUCCUCACCGCCGAGAUGCUCAAACCCUCCACCCCAACCCAUGACACCAGCUCUACCUCCGACGACCAGCCAGACUUCUAUCCACAUGUCGUGUUUGUCCAGAACAAGGCUCGGCGGGAGGACUUCAGUGUGGAAAACUUCACAGCCAUGCAAAAAACACUUGCCAAUAUAUUCGCUGACUCCAAACUCAAGAUAAAAGGUGAUGUGGGGAUUCUGACUGGGAGGCAGUCAUUUGGGCUGAACCCAUCGCACUUGAAGACCAACCAGAACCUGUUCCUGCUUCCUCAAAUGGACAAACAGAAGGACAACAGCCAAGAUACAUUGAUGAGCCAGCUGCCUGAGUACAGAGGCUACCCAAGUUUUCAGACCCUGAUUAACUCGCUGCGUGGCCAGAUCCUCUCCAUGCCACGCGACCUACAUACACAUACAACACUGUCAGAGAAAAACUGGUUCCACUAUGCUGCCAGAAUUUGGGACUCCAUCAAGAAAUCCCAGCUGAUAGCCGAGUACAACAGAUUGUUGUUCUGACACACCAGACCAACCCCCUAGCUUCUUACUUGAAGGGAAUGAGAUCAGUAAGCUGUCACCAUGACACCCAAUGAUUCAGUGUCUACCAAAUGGAAAGCUCAGUAAAGAGAAGUUAUCAAUAUUCACAUCAAGGCAUACAUGUCAUGGCCUACAUUUUGUGAAUUUAUGAAACAAACAAACCAUUGUUAUGCUAGUAUUGAAAAAUUCUCAUGACCUUUGUUAAAAAACACAAUAGACUGUGCUUGCAUUUCAAACACCAUUAUUUUUGCGAGUGUCCUGCAGAAAAUACCCAGUCAUUAUGUCAGUCCUUCAUAAAAAAAUUAAUGUUUUUUUUUUCUUUUUUUUAUUAUAUAUAUUAACUUCCAACCUCAUACAAAUGAUCACAGUAACAACAUGUUCUUUAAUAUUGGUAACAUAACUCUAAAUAAAAAGUGUCAGAUUUACAGCCUGUUUGUAAACAUUAACAUUCAAAUUCAAGAAGUGAAUUAGCAUUUUAUCACAACUGAAGAAGGUUUGGAAGGAAUUAAAUAAGACUUGAAGCAUCAUAUAUGACAUUGUGAACUGUACAUCUGUACCUCCCUUGAUAAAAACUAAUUGAGCAUCAUAAUAUGAUGGAAAAACUUGAUGAAAGUGGAAAGAGAUAAAAAGCAAUUGGUUCUCAUUUUAAGAACAAUAGCUCUGUUACUCAUUAUUCCUAAAUUGUAUCCCAUGGCAUAAUGUGUUUCAGCAAAAGAAUUUACUAUUUAUCAGAACUUGAUUGGCAGUGUUUUUGCUUGCAAUAAAUGGCAAUGAGAAGUUGUACACAGUUCUAAGAACUCUGACACAUGUUUUUAAACAUAUUGUAUUGUUAUGAUAAUCUACCCCGAGUUAAAAAGAUGCUUUGUACAUACAAAAUAAAAACAGUGCAUAGAAAAUGUAA